This is a messenger RNA of Mus caroli (Ryukyu mouse), 1879 nucleotides long. NCBI's taxonomy places the organism in Eukaryota, Metazoa, Chordata, Mammalia, Rodentia, Muridae. The record is from RefSeq and is a predicted model, not a curated record.
GGUCAGACAGCCGCCUUUCCGUUGGCCAUGGUGCAGCUCCGGCCCCGCUCGUCCCGUAUUCCCGCGCCGGCUGAGGCGAUGGUCGACGAGGACCAGGCGGCCUCGGAGGAGGAGGAGGCGGAGCACGGCCUGCUGCUCGCACAGCCUAGUAGUGGCGCGGCCGCCGAGCCCCUGGUCGAGGAGGAGGACGCGGACGACGAAGCCCCGGAGGAACUGACUUUCGCCAGCGCCCAGGCGGAAGCCCGGGAGGAGGAGCUGCGCGUGCGCGCGAGUGCUCGCAGGGAUAAAACGCUGUUGAAGGAGAAGAGGAAACGGCGCGAGGAGCUGUUCAUCGAACAGAAGAAAAGAAAGCUGCUUCCAGAUGCUGUAUUAGAGCAGCUAACUACAGCUUCAGAGGCCGACAUAAAGAAGUCACCAGAAAACGUAAAAGUUAAUUUGAAAAAGGAAAGUGAACAGCAUGCAAAAGGAAGAAACUCCAAGAAAGUUAAAGUACAGAAAGUGCAGUCUGUCGGUCAGACUGAAAGCUACGUGGCUGUAAGGCUUAAAGAUGAAGAUCUGAGAGAUUCAAGGCAAGAGGCAGCCAAACACUUCAUCCACAGUUGUUUAUAUGGUUCAGAUUCCAAGAGGACUACUGUAAACAAGUUCCUGUCUCUGAACAAUAAGAGGUUACCAGUGAAAAAGGCUGCAGCCCAGUUUCUGACUAGCACCUGGGGAGCUCAGAAAGAACAAAAUGCCAAGAGGUUUAAAAAACGGUGGAUGGCCAAAAAGAUGAAGAAGAAAACUUAUAAGUGAAUCAAAGUCAAGUUAAAUGAAGAACCUGUAUUUUAACACAAUUGAGUCCUGGAGGGAGAAGCAGUUAAAGAGGAAUCUUCAUCUUUUGAGUGGCCCCAGGAAGGGGAGGGAUAAACAGAGACCACUCAUGAAGUCUUUUAGUACAGCUGAAAAGCUAUUCUGGUGGUGUUGAUGUGAUUCCUGUUAUCAAGGAAUAAGAAGUCAUUGUUAAAAAGCACAGUGUAAGAAACAAAACAAAAUCCAAAGAACAGGUGAAUAAACAUCUGUUGGAGAAGACUUCAACCUCAGCUUUAUCUAGCCAUGGAUGAAAUUCAUCUAAAUUAAGUGUUUUUGUUCUUUAAAGAGAAAGGUGUGGGGGGGGGUGUGGGGUGUGUCAGGAGAUAAUUUAUAUAGAUUCUUCCCUACCAUGUGUGUUCCAGAGGUUGUAACUAAGUGCCUUUACCUGCUGAGCAAUCUUGCCAGCUCUGGAACAGCUUUUCAAAUUUUAUUUUUAACUAGUUUGGAGGUUUUGCUUGGUUGAUAGUUACUUGUUAAGUUCCUAUUUUUCUAUUUCCUUGUGUAAGGUUUUAACUAAUGCAGUUACCUAAAGGUAGUUUUAAUCUGUAGAACUUGGACUGACAGUAAGACUCUAAGCAGUGUAUGAGAACCUAAUACAUAAAAUUCAACUGACACUAAUAUCUGUAGAAGUAGAUUUUUAAUGGCUGGUUAAUUAUAUCGCUACAUUUUUUUUAAUAUCGCUACAUUUUUAUUGCAAUAUAGUACUCAUUUAAGCACUUAAAAAUGGAAGGUGUACAAAGAUUAAAUUAAGACACGGUAAAUUGACUAAAUAUUUGGUUUUUAUAUAAAUAAAGGUCAUAACCACACUGUUGACAUGUAAUACUGUUAUAAUACAACAGUUAAACUUGUGAGUCUACAACAGAAGUCAUCUGGAGUUAAACAGGAAACAAAGUUGAAAAAGACCAUGUUAAAACAAAACUACUGGGACUAACAGGUUGGGAUUGUAAGUAGCAACAAACAUACUCACUCAGCUCCUGAGUAUUUCAAGUUUUACAGUACACAUUAAAAAUGAUUUCUUCCAUCAACACUA